Molecule: messenger RNA, 696 nt
Organism: Diprion similis
Lineage: Eukaryota; Metazoa; Arthropoda; Insecta; Hymenoptera; Diprionidae
Exons: 3
Coding region: 96-503 (135 amino acids)
Source: RefSeq, a predicted model, not a curated record
CUGACGUUUUUCAAAAUUUUCGACAGAAUUGUUGGACAACUUACAAACUGGACCCAUUACAUUAUUACACAGCGCCCGGUCUGUCGUUUGAUGCAAUGUUAAAGUGUACCGGCAUCGAGCUCGAGCUUCUCACUGAUAUAGAUAUGAUUAUGUUUAUAGAAAAAGGUAUCCGAGGUGGUGUGUCGCAGUGUUCGAACAGAUACGCAAAAGCCAACAACAGAUAUAUGGGAGAGGCAUUCGAUCCACAAGUCGAAGAAUCUUAUCUCAUGUACUUCGAUGUUAACAAUUUGUACGGUGCUGCUAUGAGCUUUGCUCUGCCAUACAGUUCCUUCGAAUGGGUAUCAGACUUCAGACAAUGCGACGUUCUUACCAUCUCGGACGAUGCAGAGUUCGGUUACAUAUUAGAGGUAGAUUUGGAAUAUCCUGCGGAACUGCAUGAAAUGCAUAAAGAUUUACCACUGUGUCCGGAGCACUACAUACCUCCGAUCUCGAGAAUUGAUUAAUAAAUGAUUCCAGCUUCCCGCAAUUCUUCGAGAAUCGACAUAAUUUCGUUGCUGUGACUUGUAUUCCCAGCCGCUUGAGAUGCCGUAAGCAAACGAAGACGUUCCACCAACUCGUUUGCGUCGUCCCAGAAAAUAUAAUCUGUUUUAACACCCUGUCGUGUAACCCAAGCCUGAGGUAGCAAAACACCUUUGC